Molecule: messenger RNA, 414 nt
Organism: Rosa chinensis
Lineage: Eukaryota; Viridiplantae; Streptophyta; Magnoliopsida; Rosales; Rosaceae
Product: putative disease resistance protein RGA1
Exons: 1
Coding region: 1-414 (137 amino acids)
Source: RefSeq, a predicted model, not a curated record
AUGGAGAAAGUGGAAAAGGUGGGAGUUGAAUUUCUGGGAAUAGAAGAAGAAACUGAAACACUCUCAGGAAUUCUAUUCCCCAGAUUGGAACGACUUUCUUUUGAGAGCAUGUACAACUGGGAAGGAAUAACAAAGGAGGAUUCUUCUUCUGAUAUUACAAUAAUGCCUCUCCUUUAUAUCUUGGAAAUAUACGAGUGCCCAGAGCUCAUAGCACUGCCAAACUUCCUCUACAAGAUAACAACACUGCGUACUUUGACGAUCGAGCGUUGUCCAAUUCUCGAACAAGACUACGAAAAAGGCGUGGGGAAGGAGUGGCAUAACAUUUCUCACAUCCCAAACAUCACAAUUCGACCUGAAUCUGAAUCUGAACCUGAGCCUGAAACUGAAUCUAAAUCUAAAUCUGAAUCUGAAUGA